Messenger RNA from Suillus plorans, 1557 nucleotides. RefSeq lists its product as uncharacterized. Bases 1 to 1557 code for a protein of 518 amino acids. Lineage: Eukaryota; Fungi; Basidiomycota; Agaricomycetes; Boletales; Suillaceae. The record is from RefSeq and is a predicted model, not a curated record. The transcript is spliced from 4 exons.
AUGCCUCCUGCUCGUCGUUCUGCACGACUCAGAGUGAACUUUCUCGUUCGUUCGCCCAUAAUGGACGACGACGACAUAACAUCUGAUGGACCGCCUCGCUCAAAAACACCUAGGGAAUCAACUGGACCCCGGUUCACUGUUCAGUGGUACAAUGAUCAUGGACUUACUGAUGUGCUAGUGAAUUAUCUGAGUACUCACCCUGCCGAUUGCAGGAUUUUGUUUUAUUCAGAUGGAAAAAAAUCCAUGGCUGCUACUGGUGCUGAUAGCCCCUUGGGCUCAGACAAGGGGCAAAUUUACGGUGGUCUCGCCAAGAUCAUCUUUACAGAUCACCCCAAGUACAGUGCCGCAUAUUCAUCUAAUCCCAAAAAAUUCCGCGAUGCUGUUGGCAGUCGCAUCACCACGCACGUCCUUUUUCUCAGGAACAAAUACAAGAAGGUCAAAGCAUCAUUUGGCAGCACGGGCGCUGGGGUGAUGCCAACUGAAGGGAGUCAGGCAAAGAACCUGUUGGACGCAGCACUUUUGGAGCUGCCAUGGUACAAGGAUCUUGAUACCAUCUGGCACUCCAAUCCUUCGAUGGCUGCGACCACACACUUGUCAAAACCAGGCGUUGAUCACGCCGGUGCCCUGUAUUCCCUUGUUCAGUCGAAUAGCGGGGCCGGUUCCUUUACAUACUUCGGCGCCACUCAGCAGCCAUUGCAUCCCCCCAAUGUUCAGCCAUUGCAUCCCCCCAACAUUCAGCCAUUGCAUCCCCCGAACUUAUCAUAUCCUGCGCCCCUGCACUACGCCCCCCCUGUACCUCCUAACGCGAAUAUACUUGCUGGCAGCCAGCGCCUGGGGGAUCCUGCCGAGGACGACGACAUGAUACUCGAUGACGCUUCCCCAGUUGCAGGGAAGAAGCGUCAGCUCCCCUCAAUGCCAUCUCCUCCUCCCAAUGUUCCAGAACCGUUCGAGGUACCAGCAAAAACUCCGGCAUCGGCAUACAACAGCCGUUCAGCGUUUAGGGCACAGAAGCCCUCAAGCCAUGGGAGCCGACGCAGACUGCCGUCAGAGAUGUCAUGCAGCGCAUCGACACCAUCAUCGACGACGCGCAACACUACCUCGUCGUCGGACUUCCACAUGUCCCCGACACCUGAGACCUCCCUUCCAAAUAGCGCCGGCAGCUCGAAGAAGAAGAAGGUGAAGUCGGACGUGUCACAGCAGGUGGGACAGGUGAGAGACGAGAUUGAGAGCAUGCACUCGGACACGAUGUCGCGCCAUGACAGCAAACACCUUCACUUCCUCGCAAAGCUCGAGGUUAAAAGCGAGCAUAGUCGCGACACUAAAAAGUAUGAGUGGCUUCGUUCCAACCGCGAGCAUGAAGCCUCCCAAGCCACUGUCACCCAUCAGCACAUGCAAGAGGUGAAAACCACCGAGAUUCGCCUUUGUGAGACGGACAUUCGUGUCCACCAAGCACAUUCAGAAGUACUCGACAAGGAAGCGGAGACUCUGCGACUCAAGAUUCAAUUCCACCAAAUGAUGCAGGCCAGCAAGGUGGCAUUAGAUGGAGGAGUUGGGUGA